Messenger RNA from Hyaena hyaena (striped hyena), 1038 nucleotides. RefSeq names its product trace amine-associated receptor 6-like. The transcript has a single exon. The record is from RefSeq and is a predicted model, not a curated record. Bases 1 to 1038 code for a protein of 345 amino acids. Gene Ontology annotation, molecular function: trace-amine receptor activity. Gene Ontology annotation, cellular component: membrane. NCBI's taxonomy places the organism in Eukaryota, Metazoa, Chordata, Mammalia, Carnivora, Hyaenidae. Gene Ontology annotation, biological process: G protein-coupled receptor signaling pathway.
AUGAGCACCAACUCAUCCCCCUCUACGGCUGAGCAGCUCUGUUACCAGAACGUGACCAGAUCCUGCGUGAAAGCUUCCUAUUCACCUGGACCCAGGCUCAUUCUCUACAUGGUGUUUGGCUCUGUGGCUCCGCUGGCUGUUUUUGGAAACCUCCUGGUGGUGAUUUCAAUCCUGCAUUUCAAGCAGCUGCACUCUCCAACCAAUUUCCUCAUCGCCUCUCUGGCCUGUGCUGACUUUCUGGUGGGGGUGACCGUCAUGCCCUUCAGCAUGGUCAGGUCUGUGGAGAGCUGCUGGUACUUUGGAGCCAGAUUUUGUAGCCUGCACAGUUGCUUUGAUGUGGCGUUUUGUUACUCGUCUCUCUUCCAUCUGUGCUUCAUCUCCAUCGACAGGUACAUCGCUGUGACUGAGCCUCUGGUCUAUCCUACCAAGUUCACGGUGUCUGCGUCAGGGAUAUGCAUCGGCAUCUCCUGGAUCUUGCCUCUUGUAUACAGUGGUGCCGUGUUCUUCACAGGUGCCUAUGAUGAUGGGCUGGAGGAGUUAUCUAGUGCCCUCAACUGUGUAGGAGGCUGUCAGACAGUUGUAAAUCAAAACUGGGUAUUGAUAGAUUUUCUAUCCUUCUUUAUACCUACCCUUGUUAUGAUAAUUCUCUAUAGCAAUAUUUUUCUUGUGGCUAGACAACAGGCCAAAAAGAUGGAAAAUACUGGGGGCAAAAUAGAAUUGUCAUCAGCUAGUUACAAAUCCAGAGUAGCCAAGAGAGAGAGAAAAGCAGUGAAAACCCUGGGUAUCACUGUGGUAACAUUUAUGAUUUCAUGGUUACCAUACAGUAUUGACUCACUAAUUGAUGCUUAUAUGGGUUUCAUAACCCCUGCCUACAUUUAUGAGAUUUGUUGUUGGUGUGCUUAUUAUAAUUCAGCCAUGAAUCCUUUAAUUUAUGCUUUAUUUUACCCAUGGUUCAGGAAAGCCAUAAAAAUUAUUGUGAGUGGGUGGGUUUUCCAGGUCAGUUCAGCCACCAUGAAUUUGUUCCCUGAACAAAUGUAA